UAACUCAGGAUUAUUGCCUCCACCACCGGCACUUCCUCCACGACCAUGUCCAACACAGUCUGAAUCAGUGUCUGAAACUGACUUACAUCCUCAGAUGAACAGAGCUCCUUCCCAAACUGCAGAAAGCAGUCCAACAAAGAAGGAUGCACCACAUGCUCAGCCUCCAUCAAAGCCUAUUCGCAGGAAGUUCCGACCUGAAAAUCAAACUACAGAGAGCCAGGAGCCUGCUGCUGCAGUUGGAGGGGCAGCUUCUGCAGCAAUGGUGAAACCCCAUCCAACAGUACAAAAGCAGUCUUCCAAGCAGAAGAAGGCUAUUCAGACUGCUAUUCGCAAAAAUAAGGAGGCCAAUGCAGUGCUGGCUCGCUUGAACAGUGAGCUUCAGCAGCAGCUGAAGGAGGUUCAUCAAGAACGAAUUGCAUUGGAAAACCAAUUGGAACAGCUUCGCCCAGUCACAGUCUUGUGACAUCCUCCAGACUUGAGUGACAGCAGGUGACCUUGUCUGCCAAGAUGUUUCUUUUUAGUAUUUGGGCCCAACUAUUUGUCAUAUAUGUCUGAAUGUCAAAAGCUGUGAGCAGCACAAUAUAAUCUAUAUGACUUUCUCUUUUGCAUUUCA
Molecule: messenger RNA, 613 nt
Organism: Grammomys surdaster
Lineage: Eukaryota; Metazoa; Chordata; Mammalia; Rodentia; Muridae
Gene: Reps2
Product: RALBP1 associated Eps domain containing 2
Exons: 5
Coding region: 95-463 (122 amino acids)
Source: RefSeq, a predicted model, not a curated record